GUGCAUUUUUCACCAAGACACCAGACACCAUAUAUAUAAAGUGCUAUCCUUGUCCCGCCUACUUCUGAUGAACGAAUCCAAGUGAGUAGUGGACCAUAUCGAACCGUGCGGUCAGCCUCCCAUACUUUUAGUCGAUAAAGAGAAGGAAGGGAUCAAGCUAUCGAUGAUGGAAUCCCUGCUUGCUUUCAGUCUCUGUUAUCUUCUUCUAUUAUGUUAAUUAUAUUCUUUCACUUACUAGAUUUAUCUAUUUUUCUACGCUCGAUCCUUCCUGUUCGAUUGGUUCUCCCCCAGUCCCGAAGCUUCUCCGAUUGAAUCCUUCUCCUUGCUAGCGUGAAAUGAUCUCUUACGAGUAGGGUUGCGACGCACAAACCCGCUACCUUAAAUGUGAUAAAAGCAAAUGGUUUGGAGGUCGGUUGUGGACAGUGCUAUUCUUCCCUCAGAAGGACCUCGAUUUACAUAACCAAGUUGUCAUGCUCUCUAGGUAUCCCUAUAUAACACCCUAAUCUGAUAUUUAUACCCCUACUUGUGGACAGGCAAGAAGAAAGAGCAGAGGAAGCCAAUGCUGGCAUGGUUGGCAGCUGUGGAGUGCCAAGAAGGCAGAAGUGACCCCGCCUGCUCUUGUUCAGCUUGCCAACAUCAUUGGGGAACUCAUCAGAAGGUGUGGACAAAGAGGCCACUUCUGAGGAUGCCUAUGUUCUGGAUUGUGAUAACAUCAAGUGGAUUUUUGGGCCUUGCAAUCAGCUUCACUUCAAUGUGGUUUCUCCAUCAGACUGGGGCCACGACAUACAGCCUCGUGGGGUCACUGAACAAGAUUCCUCUAUCAAUUGCCGGUAUCCUUCUUUUCAAUGUUCCAACUAGUCCAGAGAACUUUGCAAGCAUUCUCUUCGGUCUUCUGGCAGGGGUAUUUUUCACAAAAGCGAAAAUGUGGGAGAGAUCUCAAUCCUGAGAUUUAGAAGCUGCUUGAUAUCUAAGCACUUGUUUAUAGCCCUUCAAAUUUGCACUUAAAUGGCCACAUCACUUCUGACCCCAAUACCAGCUGAAGUGAAGUUUUCACAUCGACUCCAAUGUAGAAUCUGAGGUUAGAGAAGAAAAUGAUCAUUUUGAAGAUGAAAGAUGUUUUACCCAACUGGAGAUACCACUAUUUUCUUUCAAGCUCUCUCUUGAGAUUAUGGAGAAUGUGUGCUUUGGUAAAUGUAGCCCCUUUUCUCGGUGUCCCUAACGAUCCUUGCCGUAAUUCUGUCCUGUUUGUAAACAUUUGGAUCAUCAGGGAACUUUUCUAUUGUAAGCUCAUUGUAGAACUUAAUUUUGCAAAAUAAUUAGUAAAUGAUGAUCAUUUUGGUGCA
Molecule: messenger RNA, 1343 nt
Organism: Macadamia integrifolia
Lineage: Eukaryota; Viridiplantae; Streptophyta; Magnoliopsida; Proteales; Proteaceae
Product: GDP-mannose transporter GONST1-like
Exons: 4
Coding region: 560-946 (128 amino acids)
Source: RefSeq, a predicted model, not a curated record